Messenger RNA from Chaetura pelagica (chimney swift), 2718 nucleotides. RefSeq names its product thyrotropin-releasing hormone degrading enzyme (gene TRHDE). The record is from RefSeq and is a predicted model, not a curated record. Gene Ontology annotation, biological process: proteolysis; peptide catabolic process. Gene Ontology annotation, molecular function: metalloaminopeptidase activity; zinc ion binding; peptide binding. The coding region runs from base 127 to 2289 and encodes 720 amino acids. The transcript has 18 exons. Gene Ontology annotation, cellular component: cytoplasm. Lineage: Eukaryota; Metazoa; Chordata; Aves; Apodiformes; Apodidae.
CUUGGUGUUACGCAGUUUUCUCCUACUCAUGCCAGAAAAGCUUUUCCCUGCUUUGAUGAGCCCAUCUACAAGGCCACUUUCAAAAUCAGCAUCAAGCAUCAAGCAACUUACUUAUCUUUGUCCAACAUGCCAGUUGAAACUUCUGUUUUUGAAGAAGAUGGAUGGGUUACAGAUCACUUUUCACAGACUCCUCUCAUGUCCACGUAUUACCUAGCGUGGGCAGUGUGCAAUUUUACAUACCGGGAAACUGUCACCAAGAGUGGAGUAGUUGUACGGUUGUAUGCAAGACCUGAUGCAAUUCGAAGAGGAUCGGGGGACUAUGCUCUAAAUAUUACCAGGAGACUUAUUGAAUUUUAUGAAGAUUAUUUUAAAGUGCCCUAUUCCCUGCCAAAAUUAGAUCUGUUAGCUGUGCCUAAGCAUCCAUAUGCUGCUAUGGAGAACUGGGGUCUGAGCGUUUUUGUGGAGCAAAGGAUACUGCUAGAUCCAAGUAUUUCUUCUAUAUCAUACCUACUGGAUGUCACUAUGGUCAUUGUACAUGAGCUUUGUCACCAGUGGUUUGGUGACCUUGUGACUCCAGUUUGGUGGGAGGAUGUGUGGUUGAAAGAAGGUUUUGCUCACUAUUUUGAAUUUGUUGGGACAGACUACCUCUAUCCAGGGUGGAACAUGGAAAAACAGAGAUUUCUGACAGAUGUUCUACAUGAAGUGAUGUUGCUGGAUGGUUUGGCCAGUUCACAUCCAGUAUCCCAGGAGGUGCAGCAAGCCACAGACAUUGACAGGGUGUUUGACUGGAUUGCCUAUAAAAAGGGAGCAGCUCUGAUUCGAAUGUUGGCUAACUUUAUGGGCCACUCUGUGUUUCAAAUGGGCUUACAAGACUAUUUAACCAUUCACAAGUAUGGCAAUGCAGCCAGAAAUGAUCUCUGGAACACACUGUCAAAGGCUUUAAAAAGGGUUGGGAAAUCUGUAAAUAUCCAAGAAGUAAUGGAUCAGUGGACACUACAGAUGGGUUAUCCUGUUAUCACAAUCUUGGGAAAUGAAACAACAGACAGCAUCAUAGUGAUCUCCCAGGAGCGUUUUGUUUAUGAUAGUGAUUCUAAACCCAAGAAUCCUGCCCUUGGAGACAGCAGCUACUUGUGGCAGAUUCCAUUAACAAUUGCAGUAGGAAAUACGAGCCACAUCUCAUCAGAGGCAAUUAUAUGGGUGUCUAACAAAUCAGAACACCACAGAAUUCCCACUUUGGAAUACUCAAAUUGGUUGCUGGGGAACAUCAACCAGACUGGCUACUUUAGAGUUAAUUAUGAUAUUAGGAAUUGGAGGCUGCUAAUUAAUCAGCUAACGAGGAACCAUGAGGUUAUCUCUGUCAGUAAUCGAGCAGGCUUGAUCGAUGAUGCAUUCAAUCUAGCCAGAGCUGGUUAUUUGCCUCAGAAUAUUCCUUUAGAGAUUAUCAGAUACCUUUCAGAGGAGAAGGAUUUUCUGCCUUGGCAUGCUGCCAGCCGAGCUCUUUAUCCUUUAGAUAAAUUGCUGGACCGCACAGAAAACUACAACAUCUUCAAUGAGUAUAUUUUAAGACAAGUUGCAUCAAUGUAUCUCAAGCUUGGAUGGCCAAUGAAUAAUCUGAACAAAUCGCUUGUUCAAGCAUCCUACCAACAUGAAGAGUUGCGUCGAGAAGUCAUCAUGUUGGCCUGCAGCUUUGGUAACAAACACUGUCACCAGCAGGCUGCGACAUUAAUCUCGGAUUGGAUUUCUAGCAAUAGGAACCGGAUCCCACUCAAUGUGAGAGACAUUGUCUACUGUACAGGAGUUUCACUGAUGGAUGAAGAUGUAUGGGAGUUCAUUUGGAUGAAAUUUCAUUCUACCACAGCAGUGUCUGAGAAGAAGAUAUUAUUAGAAGCCUUGACUUGCAGUGAUGACAGAAACUUGCUUAACAGGCUUUUGAAUUUGUCUCUCAACUCGGAAGUUGUCCUGGAUCAGGAUGCAAUUGAUGUGAUAAUCCACGUAGCUCGAAAUCCACAUGGAAGGGAUCUUGCUUGGAAGUUUUUCAGAGAAAAAUGGAAAAUAUUAAAUGCUAGGUAUGGAGAAGCAUUAUUUAUGAAUUCAAAACUUGUCAGUGGAGUCACAGAAUUCCUCAAUACGGAAGAAGAGCUAAGAGAGCUAAAGAACUUUAUAAAGAGCUACGAAGAGGGAGCUGCCUCUUUCUCUCGUGCUGUGGAAACAGUGGAAGCCAAUGUGCGGUGGCAAAGGCUUUAUAAGGAAGAACUAUUCCAGUGGCUAAGAAAAUCCUUGACACACUAACCUGUCUUUCAAGCCUAUCAUUUAACAUGAAGCUUUGCUUCAUGAGGAAGAGGAGACAUUUAAAAAAUGUUCAACAGAGAAAUAAUGAAGACAAGAUCACAUUGCAGGGAGAAGGGGCUUUUUUCCUUUUUUAAAUUGUGGGUUCUUUUUUUUUUUUUUUUACUCUGGGCUCUUGUGAAAUUGUCAAGAAGCUUUUAAGAAGAGAAGAUCAUGAAUGCUUGUGAAAUCCAGUCCUCGGUGUACACAGCCAAACAUGAUAUUAAGUGGUGCAUGUAAAUGUUGAAGAAAAACAAAUAGAAACUCCUUCAAAGACAAUUUUGUGCAUGUUUGUACCGUCCCUGCCUGUAUCCUAGCAUGCUUAUGUAUAACAGCCACAUUUUGUAUGUGAGUUCCAGUUACAUCAAAGAUGGGCAUUAUACAAAGCACAAA